This is a messenger RNA of Tricharina praecox, 1370 nucleotides long. RefSeq lists its product as uncharacterized. The coding region runs from base 101 to 1159 and encodes 352 amino acids. The transcript is spliced from 4 exons. Gene Ontology annotation, biological process: positive regulation of transcription by RNA polymerase II. The record is from RefSeq and is a predicted model, not a curated record. Gene Ontology annotation, cellular component: nucleus. Gene Ontology annotation, molecular function: DNA-binding transcription factor activity, RNA polymerase II-specific; sequence-specific DNA binding; zinc ion binding. Lineage: Eukaryota; Fungi; Ascomycota; Pezizomycetes; Pezizales; Pyronemataceae.
CAAGACAAGGCGGCGGGGGUUAGGGUUCAGAGCCGUUCCUUCACCGGUCCGACCUCCACAGCAGCCAGCUUCUCUCUUGCCUGCCCUUCCAUUUCCUCAUAUGCGAACCCCCUCCUCAGCAGACAGAAGCUUCCGAAGAUCCCUCCAUCCAGGGCGCCAAAACGAUACCCAAAGCAACAUGGACCAGAAGAAGCACUCGGCCUGUGACGAAUGCCGCGCACGGAAGCUCCGAUGCACGGGCGAAGACUCGGGAUGCGCGCGGUGCGCAAACGACCAGACGCCGUGCCAUUACUCGUUCCAGAAACCGAUGGGCCGUCCAAGGAAACGCCGCCGCGCGAACUCCGAUGAUGGCGCCCCCCCGCUGCAUGUGGAGAUCCUGGAGGUCCAUCAGGCUCAUCCCGCCUAUCAUCAUCAUCCCGACAACAUCAUCAUCAACAACAACAAUAACACGCUACAUGUCCCGGCUGAUCCUGGACAUCUCGGUGAGAACUUCGAGCUACCACAUCUCCAGACUGUCCGGCAGCGACAGGAGCACAUGGAAAUCAUCCAGGAACAACUAGCGUCCAACGUCGGCAUAUAUCCGCCGCCGAAUCCGGCUCCGAUGUCGAUGUCGAUGCCGAUCUCCUCGGCCGACACCAACGGUGUCUUCAACUUCACGGCGAACUCGACACCGCCGGGCUGCAACCUCCCGACGUGCACGUGCAGCCUCGACCUCUUCAGCACGAUCACGACGCUGCAGACCACGCCCCCCACCUCGGACAUCCAGCACUGCCUCCUCAUCUCGCGGGGGGCGCUCGCCAACGUCAAGUCCUCGCUCGCGUGCACCUCCUGUCUGGGCAGCAUGACGAGCGCGUACUCGUCGUUCAUGCUUUUGUCGAUUGUGCUGCCGCUACUAGUCCUCUUCUACCGGCGCACGCUCGAAUCCAUUUCGCGCCUCGACGCUGCGUGGAAGUUCAUGGCCACCGCCGCCGUCAAGAAGGAGUUCGCCGAGCUGUGGGUCGUCGUCGCGGAUAUGGAACGCCUCUCCAAAAGGAAGCCGAUCGUUAGAGAUCCCGAUCGCGCCUGCGAAGUAGGCCCCGAUGGAAUGGAUCCUCCCCUCUGCCAGAAGAUAUUGAAUACCGUCAAGUUUGUCGCGUCGACGCUCGCUAAUGAUCUUUGAGUGCGCUUGGAAUCUCGUUUGCCUCUCUCCAUCCCUCUCUCCAUCUCGAUUUCUCCAUUCUAAUCUAGAUGAGCGUACGCAUGUCAUUUCCUUAUUCUCAUUCUCAUUCCUCUUUUUCUUUCGAACACAAUGUUUCCCGGGGGUCUGUACUGCAAAAUGUCGUUUUGGCUUUUUGUUGUUUCUGCACACACCAUUUUCUUUUUCACACGGG